AGGAGGAAGCACCUGUUGGAGUCUGCCUCGAAAUUCCUACGCUGACUGCAGCUCCUGAACGCAGCACGAGAGCCAGCCCCGCUCUGGAGGAUCUCCUCCCGCAGUCGCUCCCGGUGCGGGUCGCAGUUCGCCCUGAGCCCGCCGGAGGAGGAGGUGCAGGAGGAGGUGCUGGAACCGCACAGACCGGACCGCAGAGAUGUCCCUGCUGUGCGUCAGAGUGAAGAAAGCCAAACUCCAAGGCCCCCCAGACAAGUUCAACGCCUACGUGACCCUGAAGGUGCAGAAUGUGAAGAGCACGACCAUCGCCGUGCGCGGAGACCAGCCAUGCUGGGAGCAGGACUUCAUGUUUGAGAUCAAUCAUCUGGACUCGGGUCUGGUGGUGGAGCUCUGGAACAAAGGCCUGAUCUGGGACACCAUGAUCGGGACGGCUCUGAUCCGGCUGGACUCCGUUCAACAGUCGGAUGAGGAGGGACCGGGACAAUGGACUUCUCUGGAUUCUGAGGUUCUGAUGAAGGAGGAUCAGAUUUGUGGAACCACCAACCCCACUGCACACCAAGUCCUGCUGGACACUCGCUUUGAGUUACCCUUCGAUAUCCCAGAGAACGAGGCGCAGUACUGGACCAGCAAACUGGAGCGCUUCAACAUGUCCAUGUCUGAGCAGUAUUCAUUACAUGAUGGGAUGCAGAGAAGAGGACUGCCCCCCCAAUGCUCCUCCGAGGACCGGGACAGCGUCAUAGACGAGCGCUACAGUGAGGCGGGCGGCAGACCCCCCCCGUUCCACAACACCUCCCAGCCCAAUUCGUCGGCCCACCAGUACCCGAUCGGACGCCUCUGGAGCGAGUCCUCUGAGCCGGACUUUGGAGAACCAGGGACACGCAGCCCCCAGGACAGCAGUCAUCUGGAUUCUUCUGGAAACCGCAGCCCCAUCAGCUCCCAGCUGAGCCCUGAGCUCCAGCAUCCGGAGCCCAGACCCCCCAAGGUCAACAUCACGUCCAGCUGGAAUGAGGAUGAAGAUGUGGAGAAGGAAAUGCAUGCCCCCCCAGAGCCCGGGUCCGGCAAGGAUUUGAAGGAAAAGCUUUCCUCGCCAUCCGCGAUCAUCUGUGAGAAGGAGCCGAGAGGACUGUGCCCGAUCAGUCCCUUCGAGGACACCCCUCCACCCUGCUCUCCAUCCACAGUCCGCUGGCUGAAGGCCUACAACAGAGUGAGGGAGAAGCUGCUGCAGGGUCCACGUCUAGAGGGGGACCCCAACAAGCAGCCGUGGGCCAAGCCAGGAGGAAACGCUCCGUUUGGGAUCGACAGCAUGCCGGACCUCCGCAGGAGGAGGCCCGUUUCGCUGGUCAGCGACCUGGCCAUGUCCAUGAUCCAGUCCAGGAAAGCCGGCCUGGCUCAGACUCUGGCCACGCGGGCCUCCCUGAAGGACGGAGAGCUGAAAACUCACGUCUACAAGAAGACUUUGGAGGCUCUCAUCUACCCCAUCUCCUGCACCACGCCGCAUCACUUUGAGGUGUGGACGGCCACCAAGCCCACCUACUGCUACGAGUGUGAAGGCCUGCUGUGGGGCAUCGCCCGGCAGGGCAUGCGCUGUGCAGAGUGUGGUGUGAAAGUGCACGAGAAAUGUCAGGAGCUCCUGAACGCCGACUGCCUGCAGAGAGCUGCGGAGAAGAGCUCCAAGACGGGGGCGGAGGACCGGACGCAGCACAUCAUCAUGGCCAUGAAAGACAGGAUGAAGAUCCGUGAGAGGAACAAGCCUGAGAUCUUUGAGGAGAUCCGGAAGGUCUUCAACAUCUCGAAGACGAUCCACGCUCAACACAUGAAGAACAUCAAGCAGAGCGUCCUGGACGGAACCUCCAACUGGUCUGCAAAGAUCUCCAUCACAGUCGUCAGCGCUCAGGGUCUCCAGGCCAAAGACCGGACGGGAUCCAGUGAUCCGUACGUUACCAUCCAAGUGGGCAAGACCAAGAAGAGAACCAAAACCAUCUAUGGGAACCUCAAUCCAGUGUGGGAGGAAAAGUUCAGCUUCGAAUCCCACAACUCAUCCGAGAGAAUCAAGUUACGCGUUUGGGACGAGGACGACGACAUCAAGUCCAGAGUGAAGCAGCGCCUCAAGAGAGAGUCGGACGACUUCCUGGGUCAGAGCAUCAUCGAGGUCCGAACGCUGAGCGGCGAGAUGGACGUUUGGUACAACCUGGAGAAGAGAACAGACAAGUCGGCCGUCUCUGGAGCCAUCCGUCUUCAGAUCAGCGUGGAGAUCGCGGGCGAGGAGAAGGUGGCGCCGUACCACGUUCAGUACACGUGUCUCCAUGAGAACAUCUUUCACUUCUCCACGGACGUGGAAGGAGGCGGCGUGGUGAAGAUCCCGACGGCUGUUGGGGACGAGGCGUGGAAAAUCUACUUUGAUGAAGUUCUUCAGGAGAUAGCGGACGAGUUCGCCAUGCGUUAUGGCGUGGAGUUCAUAUACCAGGCCAUGACACAUUUUUCCUGCCUCUCCUCCAAGUACAUGUUGUCUGGCAUUCCAGCGGUGAUGAGCACCCUGCUGGCCAACAUCAACGCCUUUUACGCCCACCCCACGGCCUCCACCAACGUCUCUGCUCCUGCCAGGUUUGCUGCCUCCAACUUUGGGAGAGAUCGCUUCGUGAAGCUUCUGGAUCAGCUGCACAACUCUCUGCGCAUCGACCUGUCCAUGUACCGCAAUAACUUCCCCGUCAGCAGCAAGCCUCGUCUGAACGACCUGAAGUCGACCGUGGAUCUUCUCACCAGCAUCACCUUCUUCCGGAUGAAGGUGUUGGAGCUGCCCAGCCCCCCCAGAGCAGCCAGUGUGGUGCGUGACUGCGUCAAGGCCUGCCUCAAGUCCACCUACGAGUACAUCUUCAACAACUGCCAGGAGCUCUUCAACCACCAGUUUCAACCCGCCGACCAAUCACCGCCUGAGCCAAAGAAAAAAAAGAAAAAACAGGAAGACGGACAGACGGAAGGAGAGGAUGAGGAGCAGGAAGAGGAGGAGGAGGAGGAGGAGGAGGAGGAGGAGGAGAGUCUGCCGCCCGAGGAACAAGGCCCGAGUAUCCAGAACCUGGAGUUCUGGCCCAAACUCAUCACUCUCAUCGUGUCCAUCAUCGAGGAGGACAAGAACUCGUACACGCCCGUCAUCAACCAGUUUCCUCAGGAGCUGGACGUGGGGAAGGUCAGCGCCGAGGUCAUGUGGACGCUCUUCGCUCAGGACAUGAAGUUUGCUCUGGAGGAGCACGAGCAGCAUAAACUCUGUAGGACGGCGGACUACAUGAACCUUCACUUCAAGGUCAAAUGGCUGUACAACGAGUACGUGAAGGAUCUGCCCGCCUUCGCCGACGCCGUGCCUGAAUAUCCCUCGUGGUUCGUCCAGUUUGUCCUGGCGUGGCUCGCUGAGAACGAGGAGGUUUCCAUGGAGUUCAUGCACGGAGCUCUGGAGAGGGACAAGAGGGAGGGGUUCCUGCAGACGUCUGAGCACGCUCUGUUCUCCAGCUCCGUGGUGGACAUCUUCACGCAGCUCAACCAGAGCUUUGGGAUCAUCACGAAGCUGGAGUGCCCCGAUCCCGCUGUGGUGGCCCAGUACAGCAAGCGCUUCGCCAAGACCAUCACCAAAGUUCUGCUGCAGUACUGCGCCCUGCUGGCCAAGAGCUUCCCGUCCUACUGUGAGAAGGAGAAGAUCCCCUGUGUCCUCAUGAACAACAUCUGGAGGAUGAGGGUCCUUCUGGAGAAGAUGUUCGAGUCGAUGGGGGCCAAACAGCUGACCGCUGAGGAGGAGCGGCUGGAGAACGAGGAGGAACCAGAGGAGGGUGAUGAGGAGCCGCCGGCGUCCGACAGUGAGGGGGAGGAUCACAUGUCUGAAGACACGAAGUCUGGCUGCUCAGACUCAGAGGCAUCAGAGCUCGACAACAAGGAGACGGAGAAAAAGCUGGAUGAGGAAAAGCUGGACACGGAGGCGGCCGACAUCCUCAACGAUCUGCAGAUGAAGCUCAGCGGCGUCCUGGACAGCUUCAGUACCAUCUUUGCAAAGAGUUUCCAGGGUCGCAUUAAUGGCUGCAUGCGUCAGAUGGCGGAGCUCCUGUACCAGAUGAGAGGUCCCGCCAACCAUGACACAGCAGAGGCUGACGCUGACGUCAUGCUACGGCCUCUCAUGGAGUUCCUGGAUGGGAAUCUCAGCAUCUUCGCUGACAUUUGUGAGAAGACGGUCCUGAAGAGGAUUCUGAAGGAUCUGUGGAAGAUCGUCCUGAGCAGCCUGGAGAAGACCAUCGUUCUUCCUCAGAGCAACGACAGCCUGGGAGCCCAGAUCCUCACUGCAGCCAAAGGACUGUCCAACCUGAAGGGAGGAGCUGAAACCAAAACCUUGACGCCCAAACAGUGUCUGAUCAUCGAUGCGGGGCUGGAGACCAUCAAGCAAUACUUCCACGCUGGAGGAAGCGGGCUGAAGAAGACCUUCGUGGAGAAAAGUCCAGAGCUGGCGUCACUGCGGUACGCGCUGUCGCUGUACUCCCAGACCACCGACGCCCUCAUCAAGACCUUCGUCAGCACGCAGCACUCACAGGUGCAUGAUGGGAUGGGCAUCAGGAUCACAGGAAAUGAGAAAGUCAGACCAGAUCGAGGCUCCGGCGUGGAGAAGCCCAUCGGAGAAGCCGUGCUGCAGAUCGACAUGAUUCCCGGGAAGGAGCGCAAAGUCGCCAUCCGAGUGAUCGCGGUGAACGACAUGAAGUGGCAGACGUCCGGCAUGUUCCGACCCUUCGCCGAGGUCUCCAUGGUCGGUCCCUUCCUCGCCGACAAGAAGCGCCGCUUCGCCACCAAGUCCAAGAACAACAGCUGGACGGCCAAGUUCAACGAGUCCUUCCAGUUCGUCCUCGGGAAGGAGACUCCCGACUGCUACGAGCUGCAGCUGACGGUGAAGGAUUACUGCUUCGGCCGGGCGGAUCGGGUGGUCGGCGUGGCCGUCGUCCAGCUGCGGGACGUGGCCAACCGCAAAAGCUGCGUGUGCUGGUGUCCGCUGGGCCCGCGGAUUCACACCGACGAGACCGGCACGACCGUCAUGCGCAUCCUCUCCCAGCGGCCGUCCGACGAGGUCGCCAAGGAGUUCGUGAAGCUGAAGUCCGAAAGCCGUCCGGCAGAAGAGGGCAGAUGAGAGUCCAAACGUUCAAGUCCCGCGCAGAGGAGAGACCCUCAUGUAAAACCAGGAGGACGCUGUCCAAAGUUCUGCUGAGGGACCACUGCCAAAGAAAAAAGGAGAUCAGCUGAUCUGAUCCA
Oryzias melastigma (Indian medaka) is the source of this 5265-nucleotide messenger RNA. Its product is annotated as protein unc-13 homolog B. The record is from RefSeq and is a predicted model, not a curated record. Gene Ontology annotation, molecular function: syntaxin-1 binding; diacylglycerol binding; calmodulin binding. Gene Ontology annotation, cellular component: terminal bouton; plasma membrane; neuromuscular junction. Lineage: Eukaryota; Metazoa; Chordata; Actinopteri; Beloniformes; Adrianichthyidae. Gene Ontology annotation, biological process: dense core granule priming; presynaptic dense core vesicle exocytosis; synaptic vesicle maturation.